Onychostruthus taczanowskii (white-rumped snowfinch) is the source of this 2652-nucleotide messenger RNA. RefSeq names its product coiled-coil domain containing 146 (gene CCDC146). The record is from RefSeq and is a predicted model, not a curated record. The transcript has 17 exons. Gene Ontology annotation, cellular component: cytoskeleton. The coding region runs from base 1 to 2652 and encodes 883 amino acids. Lineage: Eukaryota; Metazoa; Chordata; Aves; Passeriformes; Passeridae.
AUGAGUCAGGCUGAUGAAGGAAGUGCCACUGACUCAGAGCUGGCAACUGAGAAUGAGUCACCUGCCUCUGCACUGAUUGCAGCAGAUCCUAGCCAGGAGGAGGGACCCACUGACCUAACAGCAAGUCCUGCCUUUCAGUGUUUAGAUGAGCUAUUUUCUGCUGGAAAAAUCACAGACACCAGAGUAGCUGAGCUGAAGGAACAGUACACCCUGCUGCAUGAGGCUGUGUUAAGUUUACAGGAAUCUGAGACGCAGCUGUCGCAGGAAGCCGAACGCCUGAGUGCAGAACUGGAACAGCAGUGUGAACUGGAAAAAGCAGAACAGCUCCCUGAAGAAGCUUCCAGUGAAGGUUUCCAAAUAAGGCAACAAAUUUUCAGCUGCCGAAGCGAAUACAGUGCUACUAAAGGAAGAGUGUAUGAAAAUCGGUUGAAGAUAGAAUGUUUGCGAGAAGAAAAAAAGCUUCUGGAAAAUGAAUAUGAAAAAAUGUCAAAAGAAAAGGCUGAACUAGUUAGGCUCCUUGGUGUUCCAAAGCAACUUGCAAAAGAAACUGAGAAGUUGAAUCAGAAAAAAAUUGAUGCAGAGAAGAAGAAUGAAGCCCUUAAUGACCAAAUAGAAGAAUUGAAUAGAACACUGAAAGCCACUGAAAAAAGGACUGGAGAGAUUUUGCAAGAAAAAAAAGAUGUAAUGAAGGAAAUGGAUGAGAGACAAACUUUGAUGCAAAAGAAUGAACGAGAAUGCAUGAAUUUGACAAAAUUACUAGAAAUUAACGCAGAGAAGGAAUUAGCCAUCCUAUCAGACAGACAAAUUCUGGAAAAUAAUUUAAAUAAAUGUGUCUUGGAGCACAAAAAUCAGCAAGAUAUUCUCAGUCACCAUCAAACACAGAAAGAUAAGGAACUGAAAAGUUUAAAAAAGAUAGAGUUACAGCUGAAAGAGAUUUGGGAUUCCUUGGAAGGAGAUAAGGCAAAGCAUAAAAGACUCAAAUCAGAGGCAGAAAUUAACUCAAAAAACAAUGCAGUAUUAUUAGAAAGACGACAAGAACUGCAAGAGGAGAUUGAAACGCUCAAAAGAGGUUUAGCUGAACAGGAAAUGAUAUCAGAUAUGGAUGCCCGCGUGUUAGAAGAAUGCAUUGCUGCAGAACAAUUGCUUUUCAAGGAGCAGGAAAAAAGCAGAAAUGAGUUAUCCACACUUACACGUCUGACUUGGCUCAGAGCUGAUGAGAAGCAACUGAAAUGCAGGGAUGUUCAGAAAACCAAGAUUCAACUCCAAAGUCUUGUUAAAGAACUAAAAAGACUGGAUCGUGAACUAGUCAUCUGUAAAAAGAUGCAAAGAGAAAACCAAAAAGAACUCCAAGGAUUUACUAGGAUGUAUGAUCUUAUACUAAUUGAAAAGGAUAAAUGUAUAGAUUUGAUGCGUAUUGCUCAGUGGAAAGCAAAAGAAGUUGAAAACCGGGUAAAACUGCUACAAAAUAAUAUAGAAAAUUUAAGAGAUUCUGUUAUGACCAGAGAAAGAAAAUUGCAGGAGGACUAUCUGAAGGUUAAAAAGAAUGAGAGAAUGAAAGAGUUGAUCCAAAAGGAUUAUGAAAAAGUUGAACAAGAGAUGCUAGAGAGUAAAGAAAAGGAAAAGUAUUUGAAUGUUGACAGACUUACCGCUGCAGCCACAGGCAUUCAAAAGGAAAUUUCACAGCUACGCAAAAAUUAUGAAAGGGCUAUUGAACAACGAAAUGAGAGUGGUCUUUUGCUCAGAGAACGAGAAGAAGAACUAGGCUUUUUGUAUGAAAAAAUAAACAGGCAAGAGGUGUUGUGUAGGAAUGGAGAUACUAAGAUGCAAGUUAUGGAUGAAAAGAUCAGCUUUCUGAAGCUGAAGUUAGUUGAAAAAAAAAGAGAGGUUAAAUUGUGUUUUAAAGAGCUCACACUGAAGAAUGCCCUGGAUGCACAUCUGGUGAAACUUCGGAUACAGUAUUCCCAGUGCAGAGACAAGAUUAAAAAGCUGGAGGAAAACUAUGGUGAUGCCACAAAUGAGAGCAGAAAGCAAGAAAUGGGAGGGAAGGACCCAUCUCCACCUGAGCUGCUAAAAAGGAUUGAAAAGAUAGAGGCAGAGCUGGUGCAGAAGGAGCAGAGGCUGCUGAAGAUAGAUUUCCUCUGCGAGAACAUUUCCGACCUGACGGACAGAAUGCGCACUGUGGUGGAGAACGGCAAGCAGGACAUGCUGCUGUUCGCCAGGAGGACCAACGAUCUGCAGAGGAAGAUAAAUCACAAAACCCAGGAGAUAAGGGCUCUUUUUGCAGAGUUAUCCAUGAAGCAAGCACUUGCCCUUAAACUCCGGCAGGAAAUCAGAGACAAAGAACAAUUUGUGAUGACUGCUUCAUUUAUGAUAAGUCAAGGUCUUCCCCCUCCUAAAGCAGAAAAGGACCAGUGGAAGAUCCUAGACAAUGAGAAGAUACAAAAAGCAGCAGAUGAAGACAGAGCUAAAGAGCCUGAAGAGGAGAAACAAGCUGCACUGCCCAGCUACGACCCCAUUUUUCCCAAAGAGGAGGAGGAGGAGGAGGAGGGACUCCCACUGCUGCAGCCUCACAUGGCUCCCUCCAGACCAAGUGAGCCCCGCCCGAGUGCAAGACAUUUCAAAAAGCCUCCUGCCAAGCCAUCUGAAAUCUGA